UUUCCACUUUUAAUUAGGCUCUUUAAUUAAUCAGCUAGUUUAUUGAGGACCGGCGACUGGUCCUGACUUGAGGAACAGGUUGUGAUCCCCAAGUUCAAAAAACAAUUUAUUCCUGUGUUUUGGUAUCUGUUACCAAUCUUCCUUGUAAAAGCUAUGUAAUUAUAGUUAAUGCUGGGACUACAGACCGAGGGAGACAACGAUGGCAGGAUCAAAACCCUAUCUUAGCCAGAACUUUGGCUGUGAAGGGCGAGGACUAAACACAGAGGUGGGGCCUCUGGUCUGAGAGCCAGGGCGGCCCUCUUUCUUCCGUGCCUUCCUUUCCGGGGCUACCCACCGCGGUGCCCGCGACUUCUGCGCUAUGUUUAGCAGCUGAAGUAGGUGGACGUUAGUUAAUUGAAUACUUUUGCGAAUCAUCAACCCGAAGCGGGGGUGACGCAAAGCGCUGGGAUACCCUCCUGGCUCUCUUUUCUACGCCUCUACGCCCGCGCCUCUACGACUACAUCUCCCCGCCUCCGACAAUGUACCUACAGUUUGGACUACAUCUCCCGUGAUGCCUUGCGACCCAGAGGCUUUUCCAUCGCCGCGGUCCCUCGACCCGGCAGUCUCCGCGGUGAGCAGGGGCGUGGCGCCCUCGAUGGGCGGGGCUGGGCUAGGCGGCGGCCGCCUGCCUGGGCCUGGCAGCGGCCUAGGCGAUGCCGCUGCUGGUGAACGGACAGCGAGUGCGGCUUCCGCUGUCGGCUGCUGAGCUGGUCCGAGCGCACCCGUCGCUGGAGGAAAGAGCCAGACUUCUCAGAGGUCAGUCUGUUCAACAAGUGGGACCUCAGGGCCUUCUGUAUGUUCAGCAAAGAGAGCUUGCAGUGACCUCCCCAAAAGAUGGAUCCAUCUCCAUUCUGGGUUCUGAUGAUGCCACUACUUGUCACAUUGUGGUCCUGAGGCAUACAGGUAAUGGGGCAACCUGCCUCACACAUUGUGAUGGAACUGAUACUAAAGCUGAAGUCCCCUUGAUAAUGAGCUCCAUAAAAUCCUUUUCUGACCACGCUCAGUGUGGAAGGCUGGAAGUGCACCUUGUAGGAGGCUUCAGUGAUGAUAGGCAGUUGUCACAGAAACUUACUCAUCAGCUUCUUAGUGAAUUUGACAAACAAGAUGAUGACAUUCACUUAGUGACAUUAUGUGUGACAGAAUUAAAUGACCGGGAAGAAAAUGAAAACCACUUUCCAAUCAUUUAUGGCAUUGCUGUCAACAUUAAAACUGCAGAGAUUUACAGAGCUUCCUUUCAAGAUCGUGGUCCAGAGGAACAGCUUCGUGCUGCAAGAGCUUUAGCAGGAGGCCCGAUGAUUAGCAUUUAUGAUGCAAAGACAGAACAACUUCGAAUAGGCCCGUAUUCCUGGACGCCAUUUCCACAUGUGGAUUUCUGGUUGCAGCAAGAUGACAAGCAAAUACUAGAGAACCUUUCUACUUCUCCUCUGGCCGAGCCCCCCCAUUUUGUUGAACAUAUUAGAUCUACCUUGAUGUUUUUAAAAAAAUUCCCAUCUCCAGCAAAUGUACUGUUUCCUGGAAAUAAAGCUCUCCUCUACAAAAAAAAUGAAGAUGGCUUAUGGGAAAAGAUCUCUCCAGGGAGCUAACAUCCAAGUUACCAAAGAACACAGCUCUUUGGCCUGAUAGAGACCAUUGGCGGUUUGGAAUCUACACCUCUGCAGUUUGACUUCUUCCUUGCUUACUGUAAUCUUUCAAAAUAAAAUCUUAUUUUGGCAAAGGCA
This is a messenger RNA of Onychomys torridus (southern grasshopper mouse), 1757 nucleotides long. RefSeq names its product N-terminal asparagine amidase (gene Ntan1). Gene Ontology annotation, biological process: ubiquitin-dependent protein catabolic process. The transcript has 10 exons. Gene Ontology annotation, cellular component: nucleus. Lineage: Eukaryota; Metazoa; Chordata; Mammalia; Rodentia; Cricetidae. Gene Ontology annotation, molecular function: protein-N-terminal asparagine amidohydrolase activity. Bases 693 to 1622 code for a protein of 309 amino acids. The record is from RefSeq and is a predicted model, not a curated record.